Molecule: messenger RNA, 771 nt
Organism: Protopolystoma xenopodis
Lineage: Eukaryota; Metazoa; Platyhelminthes; Monogenea; Polystomatidea; Polystomatidae
Source: the annotation of a GenBank genome assembly
AUGAGUAUCCCAUGGCACCCUAUAGAAUCGAGUGUGGCUCAUGCUGUUCGCCCACCCGCGUAUCCUUAUCACCUCAAAGUCGGAGCCUGUCUUACUCGUCCGGCUUAUAGGGAUGGGAAGAUAAAGCGUGCAGUUAAGUCAUUUACAAUUGCUGAUGAAUCGUGCUACCUCAUAUUAAAGGGAGUACCUUCGCUUGAUCUAGAAAAGGUGCUCAAAGAAAAGUUAAAGAAGUUCGGUGCUGUAGAUUCUAUCAGAGUACUUGACGACUAUCCUUAUACAGAAUCGUUUACACAAGUUUUCGUAGUAAAAAUGUCUUCAGUUCUUUCUGCAAGAAAUGCUAAGCGCUACUUAGAUGAAACGACUUUCUUUGGUGGCGUUAUUUAUAUUUGUUAUGCUCCAGAAUAUGAGUCAGUAGCAGAGUGCCGAAUCAAACUCCACAUGUGCCGUCGUCAAAAUGGAGAGCAUGACUUCAAAAAAUACAUCUCUGGUAGCUCACAACAACAAUUUCCAGCUGAAUUUAGCAUCACUAGUAUGGACUUGACCAAGGACCCAUCCACUCAUGAAAACCAGAUACUUCCUCCAGAAUUGCCGUGCACUUCACAUGCACUUGAUGCUCUUGAUGACUCUAGAGAAUACUGGAGGAGAUUAGGGGCCGAUUAUGUUAAGAAAUUGGAACCUUUAGCAGAAGGAAAAUCGAAAUCUUCUCCUUAUUACAGACCGGCUUCGAACCUCAUUAUUCCAGACUUGACUAAUGAUUCUUUCGGGAGUUGA